This is a messenger RNA of Penicillium argentinense, 270 nucleotides long. RefSeq lists its product as uncharacterized. The transcript is spliced from 2 exons. The record is from RefSeq and is a predicted model, not a curated record. NCBI's taxonomy places the organism in Eukaryota, Fungi, Ascomycota, Eurotiomycetes, Eurotiales, Aspergillaceae. Bases 1 to 270 code for a protein of 89 amino acids.
AUGAAGUUCAUUUUGAUGUCCCUCGUCCUUGCGGCCACUGCUCUUGCCGGAAAGGAUGGGCACGACAGCGAUAAAGUCUGCAAGAGUGGCCAGAGUGUUGUCUGCUCCAAAAAUGGAAGUGGUCUUCUGACCCUCGGAAACGUUGCGACAGGUGCACUGGGCGUCGACUGCUCUGGCGGCGAUGUUUAUUGCUGUGAUGACAAAGAUGUUGCGAAGGGACUCAUUAACCUGGAUGUAAAUGCCCAGUGCAGUCUUAACCAUGUCCUCUAA